CUUCGUCACGUUUAGAUAUUUCACCCUCCACUCAGCAGCUUCAUCGCGUCAUGCUUGUCAUGCACCACCUACAAAAUGAUGAUAGUUGACAUCAAAGAUUGUUUAGUUUGCAUGUAAUUUACUACGUUGGGCCUACAUAGAAUCGAAACAUGUGUGUUCGUGUAUAUGUAUGUACCUGAUUGAAAGCAGGUGAACAGUCACGACCACUUGUUGGUUGACAACUUGAUGUACGUACUACUUAUUUGUUGGUGUCAGAGUUAGUCACCAUGGAAAUAGCCAGUGGAAGUAUGAUCUUGCAUCCUGAUUUAGCCAGUGAGAUCAUUGCCUUGCAUGAAUCCAGUGGAUUUAAAUCACUGAGUGCCUUCUUCAAACAUCUUAUAGCCUUGGAGAAGCAACAAAGAUCUCAAAACAGUUUGUCUACAUUGUUGGAGCUGCCGUUGCUCAGCAGUAGUAAUUCCAAUCAAGCUGUAAGUCUCGGCUCAAACCAGCCAACAGUAACAAUCUCAGUUGGAGUUCAGGUUGAAUUAUGCUGUCAUAGGAGCAAUGGAGAUGAUGUGAGAUCCCAUGACCAAAAUGGUAAUCAUGAAUUGGUUUCAUUUCACCAAGAUGCUCCCCAAGAAGAUAUGCCAUCAGAGUGUGAUAACAAUCAGUCUGACUCCAAUGUUGAAGCGGACUCUGACAGCGAUGUUGGAUGGAUAUCAGGGAAAGAAUUUGAGACUGACAACAGUCAAAGAAGCAAAUGGCCAAACAGGACAAGAAAACAACAAUUACACAAACCUUUUAAGUUGUCAAGAAAAGGAAGAAAACCUAAUCGGGGAACAAAUCAGGAAUUUGUUUGCGAAGAGUGUGGAGCCAAGUUCACUCGAGAAUGUUAUUAUGUUCAUCACCUGAAGAAACACCGUGGUGAAGAGACAAACGAACAGUGUGAAUAUUGUGAUCUGAUCUAUCCCAGCCCAUGGACGUUAACACAACACAUAUCUAUUAUGCAUCCAGAACAUGCUCCACCUCCACGUGAUAAGCCUCCAGCAAAUCCAUUACUCUGUAAAAUCUGUGGAAUGGCAUUGAAAAAUGUGACUACAUACAGAAACCAUCAACGGAUUCAUACAAAUGAGAGGCCUUAUGAGUGUUCAGAUUGUCACAAGACUUUCAAAUCUACAUCAGCUCUUCUGAAACAUGGCCGCAUGCAUGACCAAGUACGGCCCUAUCCUUGUCACAUCUGCGGUGAUACUUUCAAACAUUCUAGUGACUUGAUCCGCCAUCAAGUGGUUCACACCGGUGAGAAGCGAUAUCAAUGCAUUCAGUGCAAUAAGUCUUACACAGUUAAUGCAUCUCUAAAAGCACACAUCUUUAGGCAUCAUGACCAUCCUGGAGUCAAACCCUUUGAGUGUCCUCAUUGCCAAAGACGUUUUGUAAAGAAAGAUUCAAUGACAUAUCAUAUUAAAAAGAAACAUCAACACCCAGAACAGAGUUACAGACAGACGGACAGACAGAGGUCAUCUUAUCGACGUAGGAGGAAGACAGAUGUACAUAUUAGAAUGACUAAUGUAGUUUCUCAGGGCCAUAAAGCCAGAACUGAAAGUAAAUAUGUUCCUGUGCUAGUGCCUGCUAUUCCUUUACAAAUGAGUAUGAAUUGGAAUAAAAAACCUUGGACAGUUUUGUAUUGCACAGGUGUUGUCAAGUCCAUCUUUAAAUAUGUGGUAGCAACUUGGCUAUUUGGAAAAAGACCUCCAACUCUGCUUCCCCCUCCCCACAACCAGAAGGGACGAGUUAAAGAUGAUCACAUGGCUCAUCACCCUUCCUCAAAAGGUUUAAGGUUAUUGAGGAUCACCAUGGAAAUAGCCAGUGGAAGUAUGAUCUUGCAUCCUGAUUUAGCCAAUAAGAUCAGGUCAUUGCAUGAAUCCAGUGGGUUUGAGUCACUUGUUACCUUUGUGAAACAUCUCUUUGAUUUGGAGGAGCAACACAGAUCCCAACAGUGUUUGUCUACAUUGUUUCAUGCACAACAAACACGGAUAUGCAGUUGUAACACUGUUCAGGUGACAAGAUCAAAUGCUGAACAAGUAAGAGCUGCAGUUACUUCAGUUGGUGUUCAAGUCAAGUUGUGUUGUCCUAGCAACAAAGACAUUGUCAUGGUAUCACAGAAACAAAGUGUUAACUGUGAACAAAAGUCAGUUCGAGAAAGUCAUCCGCAGAAAGUAAUGGUGCAUAAUUCUGAUCAUGACUAUCAAUGUGAGUCCGAUCACGGCCAUGCUGAAGAGCCAUGGAUAGAAGAAUUUGAAGACAAUGGUAAAAGUCAUGAACAGGACAACAAGACAGUAAUGGAACCAGUAUAUAUAUCUGUAGUUAAGCCAAAAAUAGUAAAAAGACCAUGUUUUAAGUUUACUUGUGAAGAGUGUGGAGCCAAGUUUACUCGUGAUUAUUACUUCACCCAUCACAUGAAGAAACAUCGUGGUGAAGACACGGCCAUGCAAUGCCAAUACUGUGACCUGACAUAUCCCAGUCCUUGGACAUUAAAGCAGCAUAUUUUAAGCUCACAUGAUGAGCACAAUGCUCAAUGUGACAAGCCUUCAGCAGAUCGGCUGCUUUGUACUACCUGUGGAGUAACUUUAAAGACGAUGUACACAUACAGGCAACAUCAACGAAGGCACACAGGUGAAAGACCUUAUGAGUGUCAGACAUGUCACAAGACUUUUAUAUAUUCAUCAGCUCUUGAGUAUCACAAACGUGUACAUACUCAGGAACGUUCCUACCCUUGUAAAUUUUGUGACAAAACUUUCAGAUACUCCACUAAUCUGAAGCGCCAUCAAAUUACCCAUACCGGGCUACAACGCUUCAAAUGUGACCAGUGUGAUAAAACCUACAGAGACAAUGGAUCGUUAAAAUCGCACAUUUUGAAGAAGCACAAGAAUCCUGAAUUACAGGUAUAUGUGUGUCCACACUGCAGCAAACAGGUUGAGUCAAAGUCAUCUUUGAAUUCUCACAUCAAAGUUAAACACCAGAACCCAGAACAGAAAACCAAAAGGACCAAGAAGUUGCAUGUCAGAUGCAACAAAGGAAAAUCUUAACAUGUCAAAAUGACAAGACCGUUUUUCCUCAUUUUUCCUCAUUCUACUUGGAUUUCAAUUUAAAGCACCUGUCACAUCCAAACAGCUGCAUAAUGCCUAUUGUACCACAGGUCUCUGGUAAGCCUUUUGCGAGAUAAAUUUGAUUAAAAUCUGGUACACUGAGUUUUUUUAUUGUACAUACAUGUAGACAUAACAAUAUGAAUUCAGACUAAGACCUCGUUGCUCAUAUACAGCAAGGUAUGAGAUGGAGAGAACCCCCCUGCUUUGUGUUGGUCAUUGUCUCGCAGGAAUCUGGGGAAUUCCUU
This is a messenger RNA of Acanthaster planci (crown-of-thorns starfish), 3367 nucleotides long. RefSeq lists its product as uncharacterized. The record is from RefSeq and is a predicted model, not a curated record. Gene Ontology annotation, molecular function: DNA-binding transcription factor activity, RNA polymerase II-specific; RNA polymerase II cis-regulatory region sequence-specific DNA binding. NCBI's taxonomy places the organism in Eukaryota, Metazoa, Echinodermata, Asteroidea, Valvatida, Acanthasteridae. Gene Ontology annotation, biological process: regulation of transcription by RNA polymerase II.